Phytophthora nicotianae INRA-310 is the source of this 8937-nucleotide messenger RNA. RefSeq lists its product as hypothetical. The record is from RefSeq and is a predicted model, not a curated record. Gene Ontology annotation, cellular component: non-motile cilium; cytoskeleton. Gene Ontology annotation, molecular function: calcium ion binding. Gene Ontology annotation, biological process: negative regulation of canonical Wnt signaling pathway. The transcript has a single exon. Bases 1 to 8868 code for a protein of 2955 amino acids. NCBI's taxonomy places the organism in Eukaryota, Oomycota, Peronosporomycetes, Peronosporales, Peronosporaceae.
AUGUCUGAGGACAUAUCGUCGCCCAGUUCGUCCGGGUUUGAAGACUCCUUCGAGUCUGACCCACCGUCGGACGUCUCGGCAGACUCGGAGCUUAACACCAUUCAACGUGCUCGAGCUACACGAGUCUCUCGACGUCGAUGGAAGUCUCAAACGCAAAUACUUAACACCAGUACUCUAUUACCGUCGGCAGAGCCAGCAUCAACUUCAUUAUGGACGACAAGAGAGAAGCAGUUCGAGAAGUUCCGCUCCAGUUUAUUGUGUAUGCCUGUUCCUGAGGGAGUAUUUCGGAUUGAAAAGGCAAAAGGGUACUCUUUUCACGCCAUGUCGGUACUGAAUUGGGUACUUCCAGACUCGAUUCUACAUACGUCUGCGAUCCCAGCAGCCAGUGGCAACAACGAGAGCGAAGAAGAAGAAGAACCGCUUAUCACGUUAGGUGUACACGUGAGUCUGUUCCACGCAGUCUCCAAGCGCUUCUUCGGUAAUACUUGGGUCAGUCCAGAGCUGGCAGUCGAUCCGUUCCAGAUCAAACAAGCCAGACAUCCCAAGGACGGCACGUUGCGGUAUGUUAUCGAGAACGCGCCGUUGAAUUUCCGUGCGUAUUUCAUCUCAGACAUCAUUGACGCCAACUGCGUUGGAGUAUUAGAACUCGUGGCAUACGAGAAAGACCCGGACUCCAAGGCGACAGUCCGAGUGGUGGGCUGUGGCUGGACACUGUUGCCACUCUUCGCUCGUCAACAACCGGUACAGUCCGGCACGAAGGACGAGCCCAGCUCCGUUCCAUCAGCUUUCUCGUUGAACACCAGUGGAGACUCUGUCAGUGUGUUUACUGGCAGUCCGAGAGCGCUUUGGGAACUCAAUCCGGACGCUUGGAGUGCACAGGAGAAGCACGAAGGCUGUAAAUUCUACUACCAGAUUGUACAGCACGAACCCAUGCUUUCCAUCGCCAUGUUCGUAAGGAAAAACGAGCUCGUGGGGGCUCUAGAUCCGAUCCCAGGCUUGAAAAAUGGCAACUUGGCUAACAUCGACUUGGGGAAGAAUCCGAAAAUGUUGCUACAAGAGGAGAAUGACACAACGUAUGAAGAAACACUGGCGUCUUAUGUGAAGAUCGCUUCGCUCGUGCCCAAGUCAGUGCAAGUAGAAGACCCGUUCGAGCUUAAUGUGGUCGCUACUCGCGUUGCUAUCAACUUACGCGAUGAGAUCGAAGCCAACCUGGUCUCUCGGCUAAGGAUCAGUCGUACAGCGAUCCACGAAGGAGCCACAAGCGUCGAGGGAGAGAUCUCAGCGCGAGUACUGAAGAUCGCGCUUCACAAUGGACGGUGCUUCCGUACUCGACAGUUUAUGGUACCGCUUAAGGCUGAUCCGAACGGAGGAGAUACACUCUUCUGUGUGCGCAAUCACUCCAAGCUGCGGGGCUUCGUCUUCCACCCGAACAUGGCCAUCGUAGUUGUGUUGCAGUAUACUGUUCACUUCCGGAUCGUCUGGCCAUCUAAGCUCAAGCAGCAGGCGCUUGAGGCGAAGAAACCUCUUCCACCGGACGAAGAUGUGGUGUUAGUGACCAUGGGGGCACGUUCACUGGUCCCUAGUGAUGGCAAGAAGCUCUAUCUGCACGACAAACAUCAUCAUGCAACUGCUGUCUCCACUGAACCCCUGGCAACGCUUGGAGGAGUGCUGUUGCAAGAGCAAGAAGACCAUCGUCGCGUUCUCCACGUCGAUCUCCUAUCUGGAGCUGCUUGUCGUCCUUACUCGGAUAACACGCUGUAUACACCGCCAGAUCAAGUGACGAAGUCGCUGCAAAACCGCGAGGUGUCGCUCAAAGACUCGUUCGCUUUCUGUGAUCUGAAGAUCACAAUUGAUGAAGCAAUAGAGCCACCGAUCGAAGAGACUACAGCUCCGUUAUCACCGGUUAAGCUCGAAUCAGAGACCAACCAAACUGAGGAGAACGAAGACUAUGCUGCGGAUCAAUGGGCAAGAAAGCUACUGAGUAAAGCGAACAACAACGCAGUGCUGGCUCAAACACUCAAUGCGUUGGCGACGUCUCCUACUAACAAGGAGAAACCAGUCGAUCAACGUCCAAAGACCCCAUCGCCGAAGAAACAGGUAGAACGACCUGUGGUCCCACCGACUACAAUUCCUGAAGCUCCAACGUCCGAACUUAGUCGAGCGUCAAAGACUCUCUUGACUCGAUACGGCUACAUGGAUCCUCACGACAAACCUCCCGCGUCUCCGAGUAACCAGAAGACUCACGAUAAACGGAAGAAAGCAAAGAAAAUCGACCUCAUCGCUAAAUCGAUUGAUACAGAGGUGAACGAUCCGUUCAAGGCGAACGAAAUCCGGUUCCACUUUGCAGCGUAUCGAGCAUGUAGCUCUGGUGCUGAAGUGAAGGGUGAUAUGGCUUCUAGUCCCGCCCCGUCUCGAGUGUAUUUCACCUUCCAGUUCUACAAUUUCCCACCUACACGAACGGAGACGCUACGGUUAAGUAAAGCCUUCGACAAUGGAGCAGGUGGAGAGAUGCAAACGUUCCUGCUCAUGCGAGAUUCUGCGGCCAAUAAACCAUCACUAGCGAUCCAGUUUGAUGUGGACACAACGGCGACGAUGAAUCCGUUGGAGACUCGCCGCUUUGCUGAAUAUUUAAAGUGGAACAAUCUGCACGUCGAUGUGUGGGAUGCUGACAGUCUUUUCCAGCUCGGAACGUUUGCUAUUCCUCUCCACGAACUGCUGCGCCAAAGCAAAAGUGUGAAGAAAUUCCAAGCGGAAGUCGAAAUUGCGCCACCACUUGGAGGAACGAUAGCAGACCACGACGAGAACACAGUCUGCACCGUUCCUGCUAGUAACAAAGCGGAUGGAGCGAAUUUUGGAAGGAUUCAGCUUCUCAUGAGCAGCUACGGGUUAAGAGGGGAACACUACAUUGAUCAACAUCCUUCGAAUACUGUGGAAUCCAAGCCAUCUGAAGUUCCUGACCAGCCUAGUAGACCAAAGCACCGAGUUCGUGCUCGCCCGCUAGUUGAAUCAAAUGCUGAACUCUAUCGUCUUCUUUCGCAAGAAGGAUUCUAUGGAGACCGUAUAACCAAGGAUCUUCGGGAGCGAAGGGAGCCUCAGCCUCGUCAGCGACAGGAUCUUAGCAACGCUAAUACGCUCACACCGAAGGAGAUUGCGAUUCUAUGCGAACUAUUCGGGUCGCGUAAGGGUGGAGGUGAUGCAGUUAAACCAACUGGAACCCGUCCAACACGGAUCAAAUGCGACUUGGAGGGUAAAACGGGGUUACUAGCUCUAUUAUCGCUGAGACCGCCGGAAACUAAGACUUCUGGAGCAGUUCCUGUGUCCAAACCAGCUGAAAAACAACCUCAAACCCCUGAAAUUGCCAAGUCUAACCCCCAAGAGCAACAACAGAAGACCUCUGCUCCGGACCACGCCCAACGUUUAAAGCGCGUGAUGGCGAUCGCCACGAAGAACCACCUCGCGCUUGCUGAUGCGUUUGCAGUAAUCGACGUCAACAAGGACGGAUUCUUGUCUCGAGAGGAGUUUAUCAAGGCCAUGCGAUCACUUGGAACAGUGUUUGAUGAUCUCUCAGACGACGAUUUGGGACUUCUGGCAGAUUUACUGGAUACAAACAAAGAUGGCAAGAUCGAGUAUCAAGAGUUUAGAAAAUUUGUCAAGGAACCCACUCAAAUGUCGAAAACGGAGUGGCGAGAUCACAUUAAACGCAUCAUAGUGCGUUCGAUGGAGAAAGGUAUCCGUGUUCACCACGUAUUCGCCGAGAUUGACACCUCGGGAGAUGGAAAGUUGUCGUAUGAGGAAUUUGAAAGAGGACUCAACCAACUGGGGAUAUCUACGGACGACAAGGAAGGCGUCAGAGAACUACUAGCGGCACUAGAUAAAGAUCAUGAUGGCACGAUCUCCUACACAGAGUUUUUGGAGUCAUUAGGGAUUUCGGUCGAAGAAAACAAGAAAGAAAUGGUCAAAGAGACAGUCAAGGAUAUUACUGAAGACGUUCGUGUGAUUCUAAGUCGUCUAACGAAGAAAGGCAUCGGCUUUGAGGAAGUAUUUGUGCAUUUCGAUACUGAUAAGAACGGUACUUUAUCUGUGGAGGAGUUUACAAAUGCUCUUAACCAGCUACUGCAACUUGACAAGGCUGGUGAUAACACACUGAAGACAUUCGAGCGAGAUGCUGUGGAGGUUUAUGUGAAAAUGAUCAAUGCAGAUGGGGAUACGAACAUCGAUUACCGUGAAUUCUUGACGGCUUGUGGCGUAUCUGGCAAAGAAAUGCACGAAGAAAUGACGCAUUCCCAACAAGCAGCUCGAGAAAAAGCCAACCGGAAGCUGAUCAAGCUGAUUGUUCGUGCUUGUGCUAAUGGAAUGACUAUUGAAGACGUGUUCAAACAGUUUGAUGCCAACUCAGACGGUAAUAUCUCCCUCACCGAAUUCCAGACAACAAUUGAGAAACUCUUCCUUGGUCAAGGGAUGACUGCAGAUGACGCAGCCCUUAUAGCUGCUCGCUUUGAUACAAACCGAGAUGGAAUGAUCUCCCAGCGCGAAUUCCAAGACUUUGGAGCAGAACUCCGCACAAAACAACAGUCUUUGUCAGGUAUUUUCCUUCCUCACUUUGACAAACUGUCGAAACUUGAUGUAUCCUCGAAAUUGGCAGCACAGAAGUGGACGUCGUUUUGUCAGGAGCUUGGAUUAUCCCUUCGAGUACUUAGCACGGAGGUGACGCCUUUAAUGACGUACUUUGGGUUUGCGGAAGAAGAAGGUAAUGUGGACGUUCAGGAGUUAUGUGCUCUGUGUAAGACAGUACAAUCAGCCAAAUCGCUAUCAACAAAGGACGCCGCAGUGGACCGACUACGGACGCUGUUGGUAAAGGCAAAAGAUCAAGGAGUUGACUUAAAUAAGAGUUUUAAUCAUUUCGAUUCUAACAGUGAUGGCGAGAUUACACGUGUUGAGCUCAAGCGUGGUUUAAUAGCGCUCGGGUGUUUUAAAGACAUGGAGGAAACAGAUUUUGACACGCUGUUGGAGCAACUUGACGAAGAUGGUAGUGGCAAGAUUGAUUUAAGCGAGUUUCGAGUGCUAUUGAAUGGUAAUGGGGAUGUGAAUGACAAUGAAGAGUUGAUGAACAAACUUAAAGCGCUGAUGGAAAAAGCGGUUGAAAAGGGGGUCUCUGUUGACGCUUGCUUUGUGCACUUUGAUAAGGAUGGAGACGGAAAAAUUAAGAAGGAGGAGUUUGUGACGGCAAUGACGGAACUAGGAUUCGCAGCAGAUAAGUCUGUGAUUAAUGGCGUUAUUAAGCUUCUUGAUCGUAAUGACAGUGGAACCAUUUCACUAUCGGAGUUCAAACAGCUCUUCCCUACAUCAAAACUUUUGGAGAAGAAGGAUGAUAAGAAAGACUCUGAGCCACGAUCAACGGAGGAGAAGGCACCUACUGAAGAUGCUAAAACCCCGUCAAAGACUCCGUUUCCUAAACCGACAACGGAGGAUAAGCUACACAAGCUGCUGCUGAGCGCUGACGCUAAUGGAGUUGACGUCAAAAAGUGUUUUGCCCAUUUCGAUAGCGACAACAGCGGAGUCAUCACGAAAGAUGAGUUUGUCACGGCCGUUAAGCAGCUUCCUGGGUUUGAAAAUGUGUCGGAUGAAGACACGUUGGCGAUUGUCAGGAAACUUGAUAAGGAUGGAAGUGGAAGUGUGUCGCUCGAGGAAUUUGAGGCGCUUUUGAGGGAACCAGAGACCCAAAAUGCUGGAGCAAACCUUGACGAUGCCACACGACCAGUUCCAUCUACUCCGAAGAACGAUACACCAUCUGAAAAUACCAAAACUUUUGAUACUGUCGAGACAGGUAAGCCUGCUGACGCCACGUCAGUAGAUAACAGUGAUCAAGCCACAGAUGACGUAUUUCAAACGGAUGGACGUGGAGAUGAAUCGGUUCCUAUAGCAGUAGAUCAUCCCAGUAACGGCAUGGACACUGAGUCAGAGGUAACAACAACAAAGGCAGGAGAUGAAACGAAAGAUCUGUCUGGUCCAUCUCCAAGCGACCCAGAGGAACCAGUCAGAGAUGAUAAGGCUCCAACGAUGGCUAGCUCCGCGGAUACUUCACAAGCCAAAGGGCCAUCUGAGCGUCCAGCGCGUUCGUCUUCGUUCGGUAAGGGUAAUGCUCCAGCCUCUAAAUCCCCAUUUCGGCGCACAACCGCAGACUCAACAACUGUGAGUACCGAUGUAGCAAAGGAGGAGGGGUCUGAGGAGCCCAAGGUUUCUCAGCGAGCAUCAUUUGCUGCAGUUAGAGCAGCCAAGCGGGCAGAAAUGACUGCGUCUGUGGCAAAACCCGAGGAAGCCAAGAGUUUGUUGAGCAAGGAGGCAUCAAACGGACUGGUAAAACUGAAGAGGCUGCUUCAAACAGCGUCCGAAAAGGGUGUGGCAGUCCAGCAGUCCUUCAAUCAUUUCGACAAGGAAGCCAAAGGAGUGAUCUCAUACGAGGACUUCGUGACAGGACUGCGGGAACUGGGCGCCGACUUCGUAAAACUUUCCAACGAAGACAUCGCUGCAAUGGCCAAGUCAUUGGAUUCCAAGCAACAAAGCGGACUUCGUGUGGGAGAUUUUGCUUCUUUCCUGGAAAUCCCAGCAGUGGAAGGAAGUACCGAAGUGGAAGGAAGCACCGAGAAAUCUACAGCAACUGAAGAUCAACCAGCAAAAUCGACUGACACUCAAGAGAUCGCAACAGCAAGCAAACGUCCGCCACUGCUACGUCGCUCUGGUUCUGGACAGAUACCAGCAAAGAAGGCGCCAAGACCAGCACCCGGUACUCAAAGCGCUCGAACAACAGACACGCCAUCAACUGUCGUUCAAGACAAACCCUUGAAGUCAAAGCCAGUGGAAGUGUCUACACCAACGAAAAAGGUCGAAAGCGCCUCAGAACCAGUGGGAAGUACUUCAGAACAAACGACGAAAGACGUCAAUGAGAAGGCUGUGCCACUGGAAAUUACUCAACAACAGACACCAGUAGCAGCGAGCCUUGACUGCAACUACUCCUUCAACAGUAACCCGGAGAUUCGAGCAGUGGAGCUCAAGCUGCGCCAAACUGCUCUUGAAGCUUACCAGCGUGGCAUUUUACCGCUACGUGUGGUCUCCAAGUUCCUCGAAGAUGCCGACGAUCGUCGUGGUCUAGUACCUGGUCGUGAACGCACUCGUAAGAAGCGAAGCGAACUGCUUCGAGUGGAGUUUCUUCAGGUUUUGAUGGAGCUUGGCUUCACUUUACUCUCCGAUCGAGACGACGAGUUCAGUGGAGGAAUGCCGAAGCCUGUGACGAAGAUGAACGAUCAUCUGUAUGCUCGACAACUUGAGCGUCUGUCACGAUACAAACAGCACAUUAGGAGUGACGAGGCCAAGGCACACAAACAACUAGUUCGAGCUGUUGCUAAGACGAAGGAGCGGCAGCAGUACAGUAACCAACAAGCGGAAGAAAGUCUUCGUCGCUUCGAGGACGAGAAGAAUCAGCUACUUCGUGUCUUGUCUUACUAUCGCGAUGGCCACAAGAAGUCGCUCGUGUAUUCUCUGCUUCGUCAACAAGUGACCACGUCGCUUACGUUGUUCCCGUCGUUCGGUGAUAUCUUGUUCUUCGAGUUACCAUUCACCAAUCCGUACAACCACAACGACCGCUUCCGCAUUGAGCUGCUGCUUCCUUCCUCUCGAGAGAUCGCUGUGGUCUUGGAUCUCGAGAUCGUGCGCAGUAGUGAGGAAUGGACAUUCUAUCGUGAGAAUCUACCGCUUUCGUACGGCUUCAUCACUUCGAACGCACACAUUGAAGACGAAAUGAUCGACGACCACAACGAAGUCGUCAUGGAAUCUCACGACCAGCUCCAUAUCCCCAUGCGACUACGUUGGCUCGACACUGGCAAGGAGCAGAGCAACUCCAAGAUCCCGGUCUCGGUCGUGAUCAAGAGCUGUUCACACAGACACACCGUCGCGCUGUUUAACAUCGAGUUACAACCACAGCCUUUUGUGUGUCACCGCGUGCUGCGCUUCUCCCAUCCAGCGUCGUCUAUCUGGCGCUGGAAACUGAGAUACCCCAAAGGCAAGUACGUUGUUUGUAUGGAUCCCAGUGUGGCUAUGGAACUGCUGCGUAGUGGUCAAGACGACGCUGUUAACAGCGGUCUCGCCAGCUUCAAGUGCAGAGUGGGGGACUAUCCUGCACUCGAAACCUUCUUUGUUGUCCUGUACGACGACAUGUACUAUGCACGGGUGUUCGAAGUGUGGCAGAUCCGCAUCCAGUCGAAACUACGAGUUGAUGUGCAUGCAGUUCUAGGCCAAAGUGUGCGGCAUGAGCUCGUGAUCAAAGGAGACGGAGGCUCGUCGAGUCACAAACGCCACGUCAUGUGCUUCACGCCGAUGCAUCAGCGUGAGUUGGUGCAGUUUCGACCUGCUCAAGUGUUCACGUUGACGCCUCAAGCCUUCAAUCGCAUUGAGUUCGCCUUUUGUGCUGUCGAGAAUGGAGCUGACACGCAGAUGGUGAUGCUCGUGAACCUCGUGGACGUCGAGACACACGAACUUGUAGGCGCUUGGAGUGUCCACGUGACUCUCGCAUUUCCAGUCAUCACCAAGACGUACGAACUGCGACUACCAGUGGGUCGAGCCGCACAGAAGAAGAUCUCGUACUCGAAUCCUUGGGAUCAACCGCAGACCAUCACACUGCGAUCCAGUGCACCCAAACUUCUAGUACCUCGUGAACCUGUCUUACAGCUACCUAGCAAUGGCCAGGCCUUCUUGAGACUUGCGUUCACUGCCCGUAAUCAGGCAGAUUCGGUGUCCCAGGACAUCUACCUGUUCAUCAACGACAAGCGUACAGACCAGAACGAAGAGUGCUUGUUGUUCCAGGUCACCUACGUGUGAGCCACAAAGAUACUUGCUAUAGAUUUCGCUGCAUGUUCCUCGUUAGGAUCCAAUCCAACGUCCUCGGUG